Messenger RNA from Monopterus albus (swamp eel), 649 nucleotides. Its product is annotated as cytochrome c oxidase subunit 7A-related protein, mitochondrial-like. The record is from RefSeq and is a predicted model, not a curated record. The coding region runs from base 118 to 462 and encodes 114 amino acids. The transcript is spliced from 3 exons. Gene Ontology annotation, biological process: mitochondrial respirasome assembly; mitochondrial electron transport, cytochrome c to oxygen; regulation of oxidative phosphorylation. Gene Ontology annotation, cellular component: respiratory chain complex IV. NCBI's taxonomy places the organism in Eukaryota, Metazoa, Chordata, Actinopteri, Synbranchiformes, Synbranchidae.
UUUGGCCAUGACGUCACGGCGCAGCGUAGUGUCGUCAGCAGCUCGCGAAGUCUCGUCCUCAGACAGAGGUGAAAGGUUCAUGUCAGGAGCUUUACCAGUGUUAACGAGUAGCUGAGUAUGUACUAUAGACUGAACGGCGUUACGCAGCGGCUCAUCGGAGCUCCAGCUGCCGCGUACAGCCCACAGGGUCUGUGUCCAGGUGUCCCACCUGUCAGUCCUCCCGUCAUCUUUGCAUCUCCAACUAAACUGGCUUCAGAAACAGGAAGUCAGGCGGAGUACCUGAGAGCCAAUCGAAUCCCUGACCUGCAGAAACUCUUCCAGAGAGCAGAUGGGAUCCCAGUCCACCUUAAGGGGGGUCUGAUAGACAAGCUGCUGUACCGAACCACCAUGGGUCUGACGGUGGGGGGUGCUUUUUACUGCCUCGUGGCUCUCUACAUUGCUGCCCAGCCUGGCAACAAGUAAUGCUGCAGAUUCGCUGCACUCUGAUUGGACCAGAGAUUUCUGUGGACGUUCAAUGUGAUAGACAACAGGGUGUUCAGGGAUGAGUGAAGGCUUCUAAUGAGGUGUUCGGGGGCAGACUUUUAGCAAAUAAAAACACUUUGUGAUAUUUUUGGUGUGGAGAAUUAAGAAUAAAUCUAUUUUGUUGUAA